CCGUGUCCAAGUGAUUCAGAAGUACCGAAAAUGGCUAGCUCGUGGAAAGUCGUGGUGAAUUGGCUCCUUCCCCCGCCCCUCAUCCUCACGAUUUUGCUCAUGCUGCCGGUGCCACAGGUCGUGAGGAAGGGCCUGCUGGCAUUCACACGGCAGUUCCUGUUCAUGAAGCUCGCGGGCCAGGUUCUGCUGGUUCAUGUGGCGCUGGUGAUCACGGGCGCAGCCUUUACAGCGAGCAGCAUGCACACCUACCACAUCUCUCGGACGCCGCUCCCGGACACUCUCACGCCCAACCAGAGGACGGCUAUCCUCGCCAAGCGGUGGCGCGAGGAGCGGAACUUCUGGAUUGCGACGCUCACCUUCCUUCUUUGGGGAUUGCUGUACCGGUUCUACGCACUGGCUAUCGACCACGUGGCUCUGCGGGACCGCGUCCGGCAGCUGGAACUGGCAGCUGUGGGCGCGACGCGCGGCAGCACAGUAACAGGCAGCCGGGCGCCUGCCAGCAGCACGGCCGGCAAGGGCGCGGCAGUGGAGGCUUCAGCGCCUCCAGCGCCUGCAGAGAUGCUGUCCGGAGGCAAGGAGGAGAAGAAGAGCAAGUAAUGGAAGUAAUGGACUGCACUGCUAGUGGAAGGAAAGCGCAAUGUACACGAGGAUUAUGGGGUGUGUCCUGGUGAGAACAUUGUGAAGUUGUUGGUUGGUUGCCUGCCUUGAAGCAGCACGACAUCAAGCCGUGUAGAAAAGCCUGCGCAACGACGGUUUCCAGGAGUUCUACGGGCUGGAGGAGUUCCACCCUCGUGCGCCAACAGGCUCGCGUCAUCCGGUACCGGAUGCCAGCCAGUAGGUUUGGCAAUAUGCUGGCAUAGAUUGAAGUCAUGUUGGCUACAAUUCACUUGCUGUUGAAUUGCCCUUGACCAGUUAAUCGGUGGCUGGCAGGGCGUUGGUUGGAAAGGGAGACGAAGAGCAGGGGAGACGAAAGGUUGGGCCGGCCAUGGCCACGCAUGUGCUGUUUAACCCACAUCUAG
Messenger RNA from Chlamydomonas reinhardtii, 1019 nucleotides. RefSeq lists its product as uncharacterized. The transcript is spliced from 6 exons. The record is from RefSeq and is a predicted model, not a curated record. The coding region runs from base 31 to 597 and encodes 188 amino acids. Lineage: Eukaryota; Viridiplantae; Chlorophyta; Chlorophyceae; Chlamydomonadales; Chlamydomonadaceae.